AUGGCUCGCAAACUGAGCCACCAGAGGGUCACCUAUGUACUCCCUCUGCCUGAUGCCCCCGGUGGGCACCGGCUGGGAGUCAAUGGCCUGACCGUCGACCCUCAAAACUCCAUCCUGUAUUCCGCUGGCCGCGACGGUGUCAUCUGUUCCUGGGACCUCGACCUGCCCCUGUCCUCCUCCUCCACCUCCGCCCCCCUCUCGUCUACCGGCCCGAGCGCGACCCGGUUCAAAACCCAGGUGCAGGCUCACAGCCACUGGAUCAAUGAUAUUGUCUUGACACAGGGCAACUCCGCCCUCGUCUCCGCCUCGUCCGACACCACCGUGCGACUAUGGCGGCCACACUCCGAAUCCACCGAGGUGCCUGAGCGCAUCGGUAAGCAUUCCGAUUAUGUCAAGGCACUGGCUAGUCCCGGCAGCCAGGCGACAUGGGUGGCGUCGGGUGGUCUGGACCAUAAGCUCUACCUGUGGGAUCUCAAUGGGGGCGGAGAGAUCCUCAAUAUCGAUGCCGGCGGGGAAGAUGCUACCGAGAAAGGCUCCGUCUACGCCCUGGGGGCUGUCUCUUCUGUUCUCGCCAGUGGCGGGCCAGAGAAUGUGGUACGGGUAUGGGAUCCCAAGUCGGGCAAGCUGGUCACCAAAUUCGUUGGCCACACGGAUAACGUUCGCGACAUCCUCAUCAACGAGGCUGGGGAUACGAUCAUGACGGCCUCGUCCGAUCAAACCAUUAAGGUCUGGUCGCUCACGGCUGGCCGAUGCAUGAACACUCUCACCAUGCACAAUGACAGCGUCUGGUCGCUCUAUUCAGACCACCCGGAUCUCGCGGUUUUCUACUCCAGCGAUCGUUCUGGUCUGGUCGCCAAGACCGAUGUACGAGGCUCUCCGGAUGUCGAGCACGGGACGUGUGUCGCUGCGCUGCAGGAACACGAGGGUGUUGUUAAGGUAGUGGCCGCCGGCGACUACAUCUGGACUGCUACCCCGAAAUCGAGCAUUCAUCGUUGGGACAACGUUGAUACUACCCUCGAGAUUGACGCGCCGCGUGACCCAGCGCGAACAAUUGACUCGGCCGCUGCUGCGCCGGUAGACGAGUCCGGUAAAGCAGCACCCAAGAAAAUUCCCUUUGACGCGGUCCUACAAUUAUCAGCAACAUCGGCACUACUAGGCAGCACCUCACCUGGGAGUGGACAAUCCUCAGAGCCGGGUUUGGAGGAAGGGUUGGGUUUGACGAUUCCUGUCCACUCGCUUCCACAAGAGACUAUCGAGGGACAGCACGGGUUGAUCAAAUGUUUGAUGUUGAAUGAUCGGAAGCGCACCCUGACACAAGAUUCGGCGGGCGAGGUGGUGCUGUGGGAUCUACUCAAGUGCGUUCCGGUGCAAACAUUUGGUAAGACACAUAUCGACGACGUUGCCACUGAAAUAAACACCACCGAAAGCAUCGCCCACUGGUGCACGGUUGAUAUCCGCACAGGAAGGCUGUCGGUCAUUCUGGAGCCCAAUCGCUGCUUCGAUGCCGAGGUGUACGCUGACGAGGCCGACUUGCCUCCGUCUGAUAUAUCGCAGUUCCGAGACGAUCAAAGAAUCAACCUUGGCAAAUGGGUCUUGCGCUGGCUGUUUGCUCCGUUGGUGGAUGAAGAAAUCGAACGGGACCGUGAAUUCCGUCAAUCCGCCGUGGCCAAGGCAGAAGAAUUCGCCCGAGUCAAUCCGCUCAGUACAUCGGCACCUAGCGAUGAUAUUCCUCGCAGCGUCGGCAUCCCGAUCUCUCGCGAUCUUUCAAUGACGACUUUGACGGGCCAGACUACGGCCUCGCGCUCGGGCUCUGACUUCCCGGGCAGCCCUAAUACGGGAAUUGGCAUUCACAUUGGGACACCGUCGAUAAACUACCUCAGUACUUCGGCUCAGAGUACCACUUCCCCAUUUCCCAUGUUGGAUGCAGAUACACCAGAACAUCCGCACACCGAUGCUCCCCCGUCUUCCUAUCCUGACAAGAACGGCGACUAUUUUUCAUUAAAAACCCCUGCAGAUGCUGACAGGACUCCCAACCCCAUGUCCCCCUCUGAAGCAGCAUCACCGGGCGUGCCCCAGUCACCAGCUGAACCUGACAAGGAAGAACGCAAGAAGGGGUCUUUGUUUGGGAAGAAAUUCUUCCCCAAGAAACUGGUCCGCACCUCCACAGACACGAAGCCUCCGCUCCUAGAGGAGAAACCAGAAGAGACGGAAGUCUCUUCAGUCAAGGAAGAAAAGGUCUACGAGGCCAAUCUUAGUGGCGUGGUUGAUCGCAUUCGCCACGAGUACGAGGAGUUCAUCUCUGCCCAUCCAGACCGAGACCUGGAAUCGGCCAUCACGCCCAGCCCCGAGAAUGAAACACCGCGACUCGAUAUUCCUUCGCGGACUGCUGUCUUCAUUCAGGAAGAAACGGGGGAUACCGCCGUGGCUGCGGAUCUCUACCGAGGCAGCGUGGGCCGUAUCGAACAAGAUAUUGCACGCUUGCAGAAGUCGAUUCCUCACUGGCUUGGUGAGCUUCUUCUGAAGAACCAAAUCCCCUUCAAGGAACAGGUCAAGAUCGCUUUUGUUUUGAAGCCGUACGACGAUCUUCUACCUCCGAUUGCCAAGGCUGAGCCGCCUACUCCCAAUGGCGGCCAGAGUCCUAGUGCCAACGGAACUACCAACAACAAUAAUCGACUGAACGCCAACCGCAUGCUUCGAGCUAAAAAGGUGCUGGCUUAUGUGGCCGAGCGCAUCGAUCCUGCCAAUCCCGACGAGCCUGAGGAAUCGAGGAUGCCUCCGGAAGAGUACCUCGAGCUGUAUUGUCAGAAGCAGAUUUGUCCCCCGAACAUGACUCUGGCAACCAUCCGCACUCACCUCUGGCGCAGCUCGGGCGAUAUGAUUCUCUACUACAAGGCGAACGGCAAGAAGGAGAUCAAGCCACCCAAGUCCUUGCUCGGCGUCGAUGAAACCCACCUGACCGUCGAUGGUGCCGGCACAGUUAAUGGCGAAAGCAGCGUCCCCGCUGGCAGCAUCCAUUCCACGGCCAACUCGGGGUCCGCGGAGGAGACCACCACUACUUAA
This is a messenger RNA of Penicillium lagena, 3060 nucleotides long. Its product is annotated as WD repeat protein. Gene Ontology annotation, molecular function: ubiquitin binding. The record is from RefSeq and is a predicted model, not a curated record. The transcript is spliced from 7 exons. Gene Ontology annotation, biological process: double-strand break repair via homologous recombination; protein deubiquitination. NCBI's taxonomy places the organism in Eukaryota, Fungi, Ascomycota, Eurotiomycetes, Eurotiales, Aspergillaceae. The coding region runs from base 1 to 3060 and encodes 1019 amino acids.